Chelmon rostratus (copperband butterflyfish) is the source of this 3839-nucleotide messenger RNA. RefSeq names its product lysine-rich nucleolar protein 1 (gene knop1). The transcript has 6 exons. NCBI's taxonomy places the organism in Eukaryota, Metazoa, Chordata, Actinopteri, Chaetodontiformes, Chaetodontidae. The coding region runs from base 182 to 1855 and encodes 557 amino acids. The record is from RefSeq and is a predicted model, not a curated record.
GGAGAAACUACUUCCGGGUCACAAAAGAAACCUGGCGUCCACGUGAAUUAUCAGAGUUUGCAAAGCAAAGCGACUGGCCCUGCAAAGAGACAUUGAUCAGCAGCCUCAGCCCGUGCAGCUAGCCAAACCUUUGACAAGCCAGACGUCCGUUGCUGUGCAGAGGCCCGAGGAAAGGGUGAAAAUGAAGAUGGAGGAAGAAAAGAGUAUGGAAAAGAAAGAGAAGAAACCUAAGAAAGGACACGUCUCUCUGCCUAAAACCAAAAACUGUACUGUUGAUGAUGGGAGCCUGAUAGAGGUGAAAAAAGAAAAGAAGAAGCACAAAAAAGUUGAUGUGGUGGUUAUAGAAGAGGACUCUUGGGAUGGAGGUGUUGAAAAGGUAGAGGAGGAGGAGAAGAAGAAGAAGAAGAAGAAGAAGAAGAAGAAAGUUUCUGAAUCUCUGAAUGAUGCCAGUGGUUCUAAUGUCAAGAAUGAAAAUGACAAAGAAGUCGGCAAAAAGAAAAAGAAGGAGAAGAAGAAGAAGAAACUAAUGGCUGAAGGUGAGAAUGAAGUGGAAACUGCACAAAGUUUAGUAAAAGAAGAAGAGGAAAAGAAGAAGAAGAAAGUAACAAAUAAGUCUGUACAAGCUCAACCAGAAAAUAUAAAGAUAGAGAAAGAGGAGGAAGAAGAACAGGAUGUAAAGGAUAAACUGCCAAAGAAAGCAAAGAAGAGAAAAAACAAUACUUUAGUGGUAAGCACAGAGGAGACUAAAGAGCAAGUUAAAGAAAAGAAGAAAAAGAAAAGCACUGAUGAGGAAACCACAGAAGCUAUGGAUGGAAUAAGAGUAACAAAAAAGAAAAAGAAAUCUAAAACAAAAGUGGCUGAGAAUGGCGUGAAGUUAGAGACACUCGAGGGAGAGACGGGUGAGGUUGAAGAGGUGAAGAAGAAAAAGAGUGUGACAAUGAAGAAAAAGACAGAAAAUGGAAAUGAAGUAGCAACAGAUCAGAUCACAGACAAAAACAAAGUGAGCAAAGCAGAGAAAGACAGUGUGCUCAAAAAGAAGGACAAACCUGCAAAGAGUGAGGGUGUUAUUACAGAGAACAGUGAGACAGAGCUAAAGAAAAAAAGGCACAAAGAAAAGAGAAUGACAGCUUCUGUGGAGGUCAGCGAGGUAGAGACAGAGCCAAAUAAGAAGAAGAAAAGGAAAAAGGAAAAGUCAAAGGGAGAGGAAGAAGAACCACUAUCACGCAAAUGUGAAGACGCUGAGGAGCAGAGUAAGGAAACUCCUGCCACAGCAGCUGGGGAUGCAACAAGCAAAAAAAGGAAGAUCUCCAUUGAGGUGGAAGCACAGGCAGAGAACCUGAGUUUUGAAACUGGUGCAAAGAAGAAAAAGAAGAAGAUGAAAAUUAAAGAAGAGGUGGAAGACCAGGAUGAUUCAACCCAAGUGGAUGUGGUCUUCCUGUCAGAGAAAGCUGGAAACACUGAUGAGGUCACCAUCAACCAGGAGAGAAGACAGGCUUUACAGAUGGAGAUUGACCAGGCGUCUCAACCACAAAAACCAGCCAAAGCUAUGGGUUUGGGCCAGUGGAGCACCGCCCAGUUCGACAGCUCCGACCAGCAGCAGAAGUUCCUCCGGCUGAUGGGUGGCUUCAAAAAGGGUUUCCAGCCUGCUGCGGCGAGCACUGGAAGAGCAAACAUGGCACUGGACAAGAGCGCACAGCAGCAGUUGCAGCAAGGUCUGCUGGGAGAGUUUGAGCGCGCUCAGUCGCGCAGAAUGGACUUCAAUAACAGGGGCACGGGACUUGGGUACACUGCAUCAUCCAAUAAGAAGUUCUCCAUUGACAUCAGUGCAUGUCGAUCAGUUCGCUUUGAUGAUUGAUGUAAGGGUGUGUAGGAGGGAUCUUCAAGAGGUGUGUGUAUCUAUUGUAAGUAUAGUUUGAAACUAUAGAUUCACACACUGAACCGUUUGCUCAGGAUCACUGGAACAUCCACGUCUCAAAACACAGUUAUUAGAACUUUUAUAUUAAUGAAUAUCAGAGAAUGAAGGCAUAACACAAAAUACCUUUUGUACAUAGUGUAUAAUAACCGUCCUUCUGCUCAGGGAGCUGGGCUGAUGUAUGUUUAUCAUGUGAUUUCAGUGGGUCCCUGUUUACUCUGAGUCGGCUUUGCAGGUGCAAAUAAACAUGCUUUUAGUCAGAGUUUUUAAGUGAGCCAACACGUCCACGACGCCUACACUUUAAUGAAGACAUGUUGGGUUAAUUUGUCAAAUCCAGAGUGGUUAGGAGUUUCUAAGGCUUUGUGAUUUUGUUCAUUACUUUCAUUCUAAUAGUGACCAUGAGCAUAACCUGCAGUGUUAGAUGACACUGAUUGAUGUGUACUGUUGUCCUCACACACAUUCAGAAGUUUGAUAUUUUCAUGAAUGAUACUCAGGAUUUUAAAUACUGAGCGGAGAGAAAGAAUGCUUAGUCUUUGGGUGUUUGAAGCCACUUAGUUUUCCUAACAGUUGAGAAUGAGCAGCUGUGUGUGCACUAAAAUCACAAUUUGUCACUUACAGCACAUCCAUUAAAUCAGUGUGGAUAAAAGGAAGAAACACACUUAUGGUUCUGUUAGUCAUUUUAUACCAAUGUUGCACAUGAAUGGCAUCUGCUGUAAAGUAAAACAAGGAGAAUCAAAGUACAUUUUACUUCAAAGAUACAAUAAGAACAUUUCUGCUUGCUUGUAGGCUCAGUAUUGUUUAGUUUUAAUAAUGUGCUGGAAAACAAGAAAGAAAUGUUCCACUAUCACAUGUACUUCAAUAUUCCAUGCAUGGUAGCAGUGUUGUAAUUUGGAUAGAACAUUUGGCUCUCUUGAUCACAUUCAUUGUCCUUUAAAACAACUGUGUGGACGGUGUUUGUCCAGCAGUUUACUUGAAACUGCGAAAGUUAGAAAAAUGAGCCCGAGAUUAAAAUGUCUUUCAACUAAAUUAUUGUCUUUUGCCACUUUAAUGAACAAGGUAUUAAAAACAAAAAACAGGUGAGCCCCAUCCAUGACAUCAUGCAAAAGAAGUUUCAAAGCACAGUGCUCACUUUUUGGUCAAAUCCUCCUCCUUUCAGACCAAAUACAACCGCCGCUCUUUGAUGUCUGUGGUUACGAGAUAUAGCGUUCAUGUUUGUCUUUACAUGAGAUGGAGUCUCACGUUUAUGCACCCAGCAAAGUGCACCAACUGAUUCAUCCUUUAAGUGACCUGACAAUCUGCCACGAUGCUCAUUAGCCAACCUGAGUGAAUCCUGCAUCUGUGAAAAAGACCUUUCUAUACUAGCUUCAAAAUUCAUAGAUUUAGCUCUCAACAUAGUGGUCACUUAAAAGGUUUGGCAGCUGCAACGUAACAUCCUGAGUGAACUUAGUCAGCUCUAAUCAUGUUUCCAUCAGGCAAUAAAGGGCAACUUUAAAGAAACCCACAUUCCUUGUGCAUGCACUGAAUUGAGGUUAAAGUGUUUUUACAACAGUCGCCACAUUGUUUAGACGAUGUGUUCACAAUUUUGCAGUUUGGUCUGACGCUGCGUCUGUGUUUUCAAGCCGGCACAACCAAAUGAUGACACAAUGUGCAGAGGGAAAGCUAUUUAACAAACACAUAAGAAAUACAUGAGCCAGAAGUAGCCAACGAUAUGCACGUUGUCCAGCCUCUCAGAAAACGUCUGAAAAAGAGUUGGAUAGCUACUUGUAGACAAGGAAGGAGGGGAAGCUGUGUGUUCCUUGUGGAAGAAAGACGUUUCAGGGCUUUCAUGCCUGUAGAUACUCCGGCUGCACUCGCGCCACCUUGCGGAACUCUUUGACGUGCGUCUGUGGGCACUGCAUCUCACACCAGCUGAUGGGAACCAUCUGGG